UCCAGACCCAGUUAAAUCAUGUGUCUUUCAUCAGCUGGAAAUGAAGCUUUUUAUAAUUGUGCUUACUGACCAACGAUGACCCUUAUAUUCUAUUGUAUCUGUAAAGUACCAUACGGAGCAUGAAAAAAUGGCAGAUAAAACUAAAAAAUUAUCACGUUGGUAUUUUGGUGGGCUUUCUUCUGCGGGUGCAGCUUGUGUUACACAUCCUUUGGAUUUGAUAAAGGUUCAUUUGCAGACACAACAAGAAGGGAAAAUAUCUGUAAUACGAUUAACAACCUCUAUAAUACAGAAACAUGGAAUUUUAGCUCUAUACAAUGGCCUCAGUGCCUCUUUGCUUCGGCAACUUACGUAUUCUACUGUGAGAUUUGGAGCAUAUGAAGUAGGUAAACAAACAUUUGAAACACCUGGACAUCCGUUACCAUUUUAUCAAAAGUUACUAUUAGCUGCCUGUUCUGGUGCUGUUGGAGGUAUCGUUGGAACACCAGGGGAUGUAGUUAAUGUACGCAUGCAAAAUGAUAUAAAACUGUCACCAGAAUUAAGGCGGAACUAUAAACAUGCCCUAGAUGGUGUAGUACACAUAAUUAGUCAAGAAGGUGUACGUAAUUUGUUCAGUGGUUGUUCCACUGCAACAUUAAGGGCUGUGUUGAUGACUAUUGGACAACUGAGUUUCUAUGAUCAAAUAAAAAUUAUGUUGCUGCAGAGUGGUUACUUUAUUGAUAACCCUCUUACGCAUGUGUUAUCAAGUGUAUCUGCAGGUGCUAUAGCCACAACUCUUACACAGCCAUUAGAUGUAUUAAAAACACGUGCAAUGAAUGCUAAACCAGGAGAAUAUAAGGACUUCAUGGAAUUAUUUUUGUACACUGCGAAGCUUGGACCAAUAGCAUUUUUCAAAGGUUAUGUACCUGCAUUUAUCAGAUUAGCACCACAGACAAUUCUCACUUUUGUCUUUUUGGAACAACUGAGAUCUAAUUUUGGAUUUUAUCCUGCUAGCAAUUAUUCGAUUAGCACACAACAUAUAAAAUUUUUAUGA
This is a messenger RNA of Dufourea novaeangliae, 1030 nucleotides long. It is a transcript of the gene Dic1, whose product is annotated as mitochondrial dicarboxylate carrier. The record is from RefSeq and is a predicted model, not a curated record. Gene Ontology annotation, biological process: succinate transmembrane transport; phosphate ion transmembrane transport; oxaloacetate transport. Gene Ontology annotation, molecular function: sulfate transmembrane transporter activity; malate transmembrane transporter activity; succinate transmembrane transporter activity. The transcript is spliced from 8 exons. NCBI's taxonomy places the organism in Eukaryota, Metazoa, Arthropoda, Insecta, Hymenoptera, Halictidae. Bases 128 to 1030 code for a protein of 300 amino acids.